Molecule: messenger RNA, 864 nt
Organism: Quercus lobata
Lineage: Eukaryota; Viridiplantae; Streptophyta; Magnoliopsida; Fagales; Fagaceae
Exons: 1
Coding region: 1-864 (287 amino acids)
Molecular function (GO): zinc ion binding; nucleic acid binding
Source: RefSeq, a predicted model, not a curated record
AUGUCCUUAUGGAAGCCAGUGGGAAAAAUUGAUUUCGUUGGCUUGGGUAAUGAUUUUGUCCUAGUCCGUUUUGCAGUAAAAGAUGACUAUGAGGCUAUUCUUAAGAAUGGACCUUGGUUCAUUGGAGGAAAUUUCUUAUCUAUAAGACCUUGGGUACCAGAUUUUAAUCCUUCAAAGGCGGGUAUAUCCUCGGUUGCAGUUUGGGUGAGAUUGAAUGAGCUACCUAUCGAGUAUUAUGAUGUUGAGGCCCUUCAGAUCAUUGGCAACGCGAUUGGUAGAGUUCUAAGGAUAGAUACCCAUACAACGAAUGAAUCUAGGGGCAGGUUCGCUCGCCUCUGUACACAGGUUGACAUUGGAAAUCCUUUGAUUACUGCGAUUCUCAUUGGUGGACGAGAGAAGCUUGUCAGUUAUGAGGGUAUUCAACGGCUCUGUUUUUCCUGUGGAAGAAUAGGCCACCGCCGGGAGAGUUGUCUGUAUACGGUGCGGGAAGACCAGACACGGAAGAGGGAGGUGGGUGAGAAUUUACCGGAGCAGGGUAACCAAGAAGAUAGUGGACACCAGGUUGCCAGCUCAGGUACGAAUUCGGUUAAGCCUAAGGAGACAGAGACGUGCGAGGGAACGCCAGGAUUGUGUGAAGGUACGGCUAAGGACACCCCCAAUGAUGUGUACGGCCCUUGGGUUGUUGUGACACGGAAAAGAGGUGGGAACAAAGCGACAAGGAAAGAUGGUCCCACUGACCAAAAUACGUUUAAGAAUAUGGGCUCACUGAAGAAUGGGCCUAGUGACAAGCUUAAACGAGAAGGGAAGAGGAAGGUGUCAGUGGAUCAUAGCCUAAGUGAGGCCCACAUGCAAAAAGCGGUGUAG